GCCAUCUUGGCGGGUUCCUCGGGAGCGCCCGGCCGGCUUUUCGCGUCGCCGCCGCCGCCGCCGCCCGCCGUGGCCUUGCGGGGCAAGAUGAAUGUGAUCGACCACGUGCGGGACAUGGCGGCCGCGGGGCUGCACUCCAACGUGCGGCUCCUCAGCAGCUUGCUGCUCACCAUGAGUAAUAACAACCCUGAAUUAUUCUCCCCAUCUCAAAAAUACCAGCUUUUGGUGUAUCAUGCAGAUUCUCUCUUUCAUGAUAAGGAGUAUCGGAAUGCUGUGAGUAAGUAUACCAUGGCUUUACAGCAGAAGAAAGCUCUCAGUAAAACUUCUAAAGUGAGACCUUCAACUGGAAAUUCUGCAUCUACUCCACAAAGUCAGUGUCUUCCAUCCGAAAUUGAAGUGAAAUACAAAAUGGCAGAAUGUUACACAAUGCUAAAACAAGAUAAAGAUGCCAUUGCUAUACUUGAUGGAAUUCCUUCAAGACAAAGAACUCCCAAAAUUAACAUGAUGCUAGCACACUUGUACAAGAAAGCUGGACAAGAGCGCCCUUCAGUCACCAGCUAUAAGGAAGUGCUGAGGCAGUGCCCGUUAGCCCUGGAUGCCAUUCUUGGACUGCUCUCCCUGUCUGUGAAAGGUGCUGAGGUAGCAUCAAUGACGAUGAAUGUGAUCCAGACUGUGCCUAACCUGGAUUGGCUUUCUGUGUGGAUCAAAGCAUAUGCUUUUGUGCACACUGGUGAUAAUUCAAGAGCAAUCAAUACUAUCUGUUCACUAGAGAAAAAGUCCUUAUUGCGAGAUAAUGUGGACCUCCUGGGAAGCUUAGCAGAUCUGUACUUCAGAGCAGGAGACAAUAAGAAUGCAGUACUGAAAUUUGAACAAGCACAGAUGUUGGAUCCAUAUCUGAUAAAAGGAAUGGAUGUAUAUGGCUACCUCCUGGCAAGAGAAGGGAGACUGGAAGAUGUGGAGAACCUCGGCUGCCGCCUUUUCAAUAUUUCUGACCAGCAUGCCGAACCCUGGGUAGUCUCUGGGUGUCAUAGUUUCUACAGCAAGCGUUAUUCUCGGGCACUCUAUUUAGGAGCCAAAGCCAUUCAACUAAAUAGUAACAGUGUUCAAGCUUUGCUGCUUAAGGGAGCAGCUCUGAGGAAUAUGGGCAGAGUCCAAGAAGCAAUAAUCCACUUUCGGGAGGCUAUACGGCUUGCACCUUGUCGCUUAGAUUGUUACGAAGGUUUAAUAGAAUGCUAUUUGACUUCCAACAGUAUUCGUGAAGCAAUGGUAAUGGCUAAUAACGUUUACAAGACUUUAGGAGCAAAUGCACAGACCCUUACUCUUUUAGCCACUGUUUGUCUCGAAGAUCCAGUGACACAAGAGAAAGCUAAGACGUUAUUAGAUAAAGCCCUGACUCAAAGGCCGGAUUACAUUAAGGCUGUGGUGAAGAAAGCAGAGCUACUUAGCAGAGAACAGAAAUAUGAAGAUGGAAUUGCUUUGCUGAGGAACGCGCUCGCUAAUCAGAGUGACUGUGUCCUGCAUCGGAUCCUAGGCGAUUUCCUUGUAGCUGUCAAUGAGUAUCAGGAAGCAAUGGACCAGUAUAGUAUAGCACUAAGUUUGGACCCCAAUGACCAGAAGUCUCUAGAGGGGAUGCAGAAGAUGGAGAAGGAGGAGAGUCCCACGGAUGCCACUCAGGAGGAGGAUGUGGACGACAUGGAAGGGAGUGGGGAAGAAGGGGACCUGGAGGGCAGCGACAGUGAGGCAGCCCAGUGGGCUGACCAGGAGCAGUGGUUCGGCAUGCAGUGAGGCCGGCGCCUGGCCAACUGCCCUGCCCUGCUCCGAGCACUUCCUGUGGACUGAAGGAACCUAGGAGCCUGAUCCCUGGGAGGACGAGGAUUCAGCAUGUGAUUGGCGGCAGCAGGGGUUUCUGCCUCUCGCUCCGUGUUUCUAGUACUGACUUCAUUUUUCCAAACAGCCCGACCAGCCUCCUGCUCAGCCAGGGACAACUGAGUAAGCACUCUGGUAGGCCUGAUGAGAUGCUGGGCCUUCUGGGACCGUGCUUUUUCGAUAUUACUGAUUUAUAAAUCUGAAAGCUUGAGGAAGAGACAGUGUUGUCUGUGAUCUUGUGGGUGGGUACAAAGGAGCAACCUGUCACUCAGUCGUCUCUAGAGUCAGACAGCUCAGGCAGGUCCUUUCUGUGAGAGUUCUUGUUCCCAGUAGUCAUUGCACCAGGCUGCCCAAAUGUCCCUGGUAACCUUGCUUCCUUCUGCAGUGUUAGUAAUGCCUUAAGUUGACGGUUGCUAUUUUGCAGAACGAUUUUCCUGUUUGCUAAUCUGGUAACUUGCCUAUGAGCCUAGUCUUGGAUAUGAGGAACGGAUGUGACCUAGAGCAUGAACACAGGUGCACCUGGGGUUAAUUAACCAAUAAAACGUUUUUGUACAGUAAA
This is a messenger RNA of Suncus etruscus (white-toothed pygmy shrew), 2425 nucleotides long. It is a transcript of the gene ANAPC7, whose product is annotated as anaphase promoting complex subunit 7. Gene Ontology annotation, molecular function: protein binding. Lineage: Eukaryota; Metazoa; Chordata; Mammalia; Eulipotyphla; Soricidae. Gene Ontology annotation, biological process: cell division. The coding region runs from base 88 to 1785 and encodes 565 amino acids. The transcript has 11 exons. The record is from RefSeq and is a predicted model, not a curated record.